Molecule: messenger RNA, 1827 nt
Organism: Mycosarcoma maydis (corn smut)
Lineage: Eukaryota; Fungi; Basidiomycota; Ustilaginomycetes; Ustilaginales
Exons: 1
Coding region: 1-1827 (608 amino acids)
Cellular component (GO): extrinsic component of mitochondrial inner membrane
Source: RefSeq, a predicted model, not a curated record
AUGAGGGCGGCAUCGCGCUCACUCUCGCAUGUCAGUGGCAUGUCCCGCUCGGCUGCUCCCGCUCGGCGCAUCUCUGCACAACUGUUGAGCUCAAGUCACACCCUAGCCUGUACACCAGCGUCUCAGCUUGGUCAGCACCGAACCCUCUUUGGCUUCUCUCUCUUUGGCGGCGGCAAAAAGGACAAGAAGAAGGAUGCAUUUGCGCUGCCACCUCGCACUGCCAAGAAGCCAGUGCUGGCACAGGACAACCUUUUCCACCCUUUCUCGAAAUCGCCCAUCGCAUCGAUUCGUGCACGUGGCGAACGCAUCCGAUCGCUAGCGCCAUGUCCAGUCAGCAUGUCCAAGUACAAAGUGCGUCGUCUCGUCAACUUUGAAUGCCCCGACUGUGGCUGGCCAACGCACUAUAGCGAAAAGGAAUGGGCUCAAGACACCGAGCAUGGCAAGUACGUGGCACGUUUGCGCGAAGCCAACGAGGACGAGCACGACCUUCGCAGCGGCCGUGAAAUGUCCGAGUUCAAGCUGCCCGGCCCGCAAGGAUUCGAAGAGACGAUCAACAUGUCCAACUGGGACGUCUUCUUCUACACGCGAAACUUUAACUCGAUCGAGUCAGAUCGCAGCCGACGACACGUCAGCAAGCUUCUCACUUUCCCCACCACCAUGGCCGCCGUGAUUCACGAGAACAGUCCCUACACCAAAAAGUCGCGCAGACUGACGCACGAGGGACUGCGUAGCAUGAUCGCCCUUCGACAGACGCUUCAUCCGAAACAGGGCGACAAGCCAAUGCUUGACAAGAUGCGCAUCUUUGUCGUUGGUGCAAGAGCCGAGUCAACACUGCCACCGGCGGUCUGGGAUCAGCUGACCUACAUGUUCCCCAACGUGCCCCUCCAUCUAUUCCUCAUUGGCCCUGAAGCACACAUCCCUACCGACAAGCAGCUCUCAUUACAGCAACACCGUGCAGGCCCAGGUUCAGGUGCUAUCUCGAUGCACAAGGGACGCAUCCGCAAGUCCAACUACGGCGUACCCUCUCGCACCGUCGUCGUUUCAGAAGGCCUCACCAUCACCACCAUCCAGUCCAAUUACCAAGACGUUCACACUCAGCUCGAGCCAUUCGACGCCUACACCGAUGUGUUUUUCGCUUUCAGUCCUGGUUUCGGUUUCCCUUCGCAGCUUGCUGUCGACGAGGCCGACAAAGCCCGACAAGAAGAUCGCGAUCACGAGGCGCACUUUGCACGCGCCAAGAGCACCUACCAUGCUGUUGGAGCUGAAGCUGCCGAAUCGACCGAGGCAUCGGCGCAAAAGGCUGCUGACGACGCCGUCGAGCUCGCAAAGGCGCAAAUCGCCGAGCAGCAGAUACGCCUCGAUGGUGACUCGACGGCUUCCAGUGCCGCAUCAGUCAAACCCGUUGCAGCUGCUGCUUACACGAUCGAUGCCACCUCGUCACCUCAAGGCGGUGACAUUCCAUCCGAAGAGCCCGCUCCCGUGCUUACUUCACCCGACGGCCACACGUUCACCGCGCUUACCACAGCACCCGUAGUGCAGGCACAGCGCGAAUGGGCACGUGCCAUCGGACAGAUCCUCUCGACACGCUGUGCUCUGAUCGCUACCGGCUUCUCACCCGCCGACGUCGAGCGCGACGUGCUCGCCUUUGAGAGUGUCGACGGGGUUCGUGGCGAAUUCGACUGGCUCAUCACCCCCGGUGAAAAUGUGUUUGCUUCUCAACAGUGGGCUGUGGCUGAUUUCGAUCCCAGAGUCGCUGUCAAGGCUAAUUGGGGUCUCUGGGCUGUCCGAGGCAAGAGGUACGAUAUCCAAGGCCCAACAGGUUACUAA